CUGGCAACAUCUUGGCACUCUUAGAUGUAAACACAACGAAAACGUAAAUAUUACAAUUGCUUCUCAUUUCUCUGAAAGAUACGUACAUAUUAGUUAUUGCUUAAAAUGAUAUGAUAAAUAAUAUUCCUUUUUGUUUUAAGCAAAAUUCAUAUUUUUAUUUGUAAGCAAUCAACUUAAUCGAUUUAAAAAUGCCGGUACAUGAGCUGUCUGUAGUAUUGAAAGUUAUGCCUCGGUCAGAACUCACAGCCACCUUGAAAAGGAUUGGAUCCCUUUUAUUGGAAAACAAAGUAGUUCUGCAAAAGAUAGAAAAUCAUGGCACCAAAGAAUUACCUUAUAAAUUUUACGCACAUUCACGUUACUUCACGAAAGGCAGUUACUUUGUCUUUCGCUUCAUGUCUUCAGACCAUUCAUUUCCAGAGAUAAAAGACGUCUGCAGAAGAGAUGUGGAUAUUUUGCGACUUGGCAUUACUGAAGAACCAGAAGACUUUAAAGCAGCUUGUACAUUAGAAGAAGAAAUGCAACCGCCAGCAUUAAGACAAAGUGUACAGAAACUUCUGACAGAUGGUAAGAAGAACAAAGCAAAAACCAGACCAGUUUAUAAGCAUCUUAGAUAUCAUAAUUGGUAUCAUGAGUUCAUGUAAUUGGUAGUUAAAAUAGUGUUUUGUAGUAAAAUGUAUCAUCUCCAUUGUAUUUUCAUAAUAUAGUUAAAUAAACGAACUAGUUAU
Molecule: messenger RNA, 725 nt
Organism: Uloborus diversus
Lineage: Eukaryota; Metazoa; Arthropoda; Arachnida; Araneae; Uloboridae
Gene: mRpS6
Product: probable 28S ribosomal protein S6, mitochondrial
Exons: 3
Coding region: 189-641 (150 amino acids)
Biological process (GO): translation
Cellular component (GO): ribosome; mitochondrial small ribosomal subunit
Molecular function (GO): small ribosomal subunit rRNA binding; structural constituent of ribosome
Source: RefSeq, a predicted model, not a curated record